Molecule: messenger RNA, 1501 nt
Organism: Dufourea novaeangliae
Lineage: Eukaryota; Metazoa; Arthropoda; Insecta; Hymenoptera; Halictidae
Product: UNC93-like protein
Exons: 6
Coding region: 23-1501 (492 amino acids)
Biological process (GO): regulation of muscle contraction; regulation of potassium ion transport
Cellular component (GO): striated muscle dense body; plasma membrane
Molecular function (GO): potassium channel regulator activity
Source: RefSeq, a predicted model, not a curated record
CGGGCGAGGUUGCCGUCGAGCCAUGACGCUCGAUAACAGGGACAAAACGGGACAGUUCGUGAAAGUGAGAACGGAAAGUACAGGUUACGAGCCGGCGGAACGAUGGCGGAUCACCAGGAACGUGCUGGUGAUCGGGCUAGCUUUCAUGGUGAACUUCACGGCGUUCAUGGGCGCCACAAAUCUACAGAGUUCGAUCAAUGCCGAUCAAUCACUGGGAACGUUCACGCUGGCGUCGAUCUACGGGAGCCUGAUAUUCAGCAAUAUCUUCCUGCCUACUCUGAUCAUAAGCUGGCUGGGUUGUAAAUGGACGAUAUCCUUGUCCAUCUUGACUUACGUGCCGUUUAUGGCCGCUCAGUUUUACCCGAAAUUCUACACCAUGAUACCAGCUGGACUGAUGGUCGGGAUCGGGGCUGGGCCCCUAUGGUGCGCUAAAUGCACUUAUCUCACUGUUGCGGCUGAUGCGUAUGCAACACUCUCGGAUGUCGCCACGGAUGUCCUCGUCACUAGGUUCUUCGGCGUGUUCUUCAUGUUUUAUCAAAUGGCCCAGGUCUGGGGUAAUCUUAUAUCUUCGGCAGUUCUUUCCUACGGAAUGGACGCUGUGCCCACGAACACAAUAUUGAACAGCACCAUAGUCGCGGAAGUUUGCGGCGCGAACUUCUGCGGCGCGACAUCCGGCGACGCUGAGAGCCCGAAAUUGGAUCGACCGCCCGAGGAAAGGAUCCACCUGAUAUCCGGCAUUUAUUUGUGUUGCAUGAUAGCCGCUUCCUUAAUCGUCGCGUUCGGCGUCGAUUCCCUCUCGAGAUACAAUAGAGGUAGAUCCGGUUCUGCCACAGGAUUGUCAGGGAUCAAGCUGCUGGCCGUGACGCUGAAGUUGUUGAAGGAGAAGAGCCAGUUGCUGAUACUGCCGAUCAUUAUAUUCAUUGGAGCUGAACAGGCGUUUCUGUUCGCCGAUUACAAUGCCUCAUUUGUGUCCUGCGCUUGGGGGAUCAGCAACAUCGGUUACGUGAUGAUCUGUUUCGGUGUCACGAACGCUAUAGCUGCAUUAGGCGCUGGGUCCAUAAUGAAGCUGACUGGCCGGAAGGCUCUAAUGAUAUUCGCUUUCUGUCUUCACUUGGGAAUCCUGAUAUUCCUGUUGCGCUGGAAGCCAACACCUGAUCGAAGCUCCAUGUUCUUCCUGAUGUCUGGAUUGUGGGGUCUUUGUGAUGCUAUGUGGCUGGUACAAGUUAAUGCUCUAUCUGGCAUACUGUUCCCUGGCAAAGAGGAAGCUGCGUUCUCGAACUUCCGUCUAUGGGAAUCCACAGGAUCGGUCAUCACGUACGCGUACAGUCCUUAUCUCUGCACGCAAACGAAACUGUACAUUCUGAUCGGGAUCCUUUGCCUCGGAAUGAUCGGCUACGGUCUGAUCGAAUGGAGCGGGAAAACUGAACGAAGAGUCCCCGAACCGAAACCCGAUUUCGAGCUAGUGGGGAACGGGGACGCGAACGACACAACGAAACUUUGA